AUGACAUAUGAUACCAAGAAUAGCCCAGUGCAACUUAGCCAACCUGAGAAACUAUUCAAAGAGCAAACCAAAAUGGAGGGCACUUCUAUACUCCAUUCUUUCACUAACAUUUAUUUUGCCAUUUUUGCUUUGUUUUGCUUCAAGCUUUUAAUUAAGAUUUCCUUGGCUUUGCUGACCCAUUUCUAUAUUGUUAAAGGCAACAGAAAAGAAGCUGCCAGGAUAGCAGAAGAGAUCUAUGGAAUAGUCCCAGGCAGCUGGGCAGACCGGUCCCCUCUCCACGAUGCUGCCUUCCAGGGACGCCUUCUCUCUCUGAAAACCUUGAUUGCACAGGGCUUCAACGUGAACCUGCUGACCACAGACCGUGUGUCAGCUCUCCACGAGGCCUGCCUGGGUGGGCACGUGGCCUGUGCCAAGGUGCUGCUGGAAAAUGGUGCCCAGGUGAAUGCAGCCACCAUCGACGGGGUGACUCCGCUGUUCAACGCCUGCUGCAGUGGCAGCGCAGCCUGUGUCAGCAUGCUGCUGGAAUCCGGAGCCAAGGCACAGCUGGGGACACACCUGCCCUCACCCAUCCACGAAGCAGUCAAGAGAGGUCACAGGGAGUGCAUGGAGACCCUCCUGGCCCAUGAGGUUGACAUUGAUGAAGAAGACCCACAGCAUGGGAGCCUUCUCUACAUGGCCUGCACCUACCAGAGAACAGAAUGUGUCAAGAAGCUUUUGGAGCUAGGAGCCAACGUGAACAUGGGGAAGCGACUGGACACCCCCCUGCACGCGGCAGCGAGGAAAUCCAGCGUGGAGAUAGUUGUCCUGCUGACAGACUAUGGUGCUGACCCAAAAUGCAGAAAUGCUGACCUCAAAUGUGCCCUGGAUCUUGCCACACCUCACAGCAGAGUGGAGCAGGCGCUUCUGCUUCGGGAAGGUCCUGCCAGCCUGGCCCAGCUGUGCAGGUUGUGUAUCAGGAGGCACCUGGGCCGCUCGUGCCUCUGCUCAGUCCCCAAGCUGCACCUGCCUGAGCCCCUGGAGAACUUCCUCCUGCACCGAUAA
Molecule: messenger RNA, 1041 nt
Organism: Agelaius phoeniceus (red-winged blackbird)
Lineage: Eukaryota; Metazoa; Chordata; Aves; Passeriformes; Icteridae
Gene: ASB11
Product: ankyrin repeat and SOCS box containing 11
Biological process (GO): protein ubiquitination; intracellular signal transduction; positive regulation of protein catabolic process
Molecular function (GO): protein binding
Source: RefSeq, a predicted model, not a curated record